Molecule: messenger RNA, 929 nt
Organism: Mangifera indica (mango)
Lineage: Eukaryota; Viridiplantae; Streptophyta; Magnoliopsida; Sapindales; Anacardiaceae
Product: ATP-dependent Clp protease proteolytic subunit 2, mitochondrial
Exons: 2
Coding region: 91-831 (246 amino acids)
Biological process (GO): protein quality control for misfolded or incompletely synthesized proteins
Cellular component (GO): endopeptidase Clp complex
Molecular function (GO): ATP-dependent peptidase activity; ATPase binding; serine-type endopeptidase activity
Source: RefSeq, a predicted model, not a curated record
UUAAUUACUUCCUGGAAGUAGAGGAGAAAGUAGAAGCUACAACCAUAGUUAAACCCUAAAAUUUUUUCAUUCUCAAAUUCCAUCAACGAAAUGCAAAGCAUGAGGAGUCUGAUUUCUAGUAGUGGCAUGAGGAGUAUUCUGCAAUCAUCAAAAUCGUCCUCCUCCGUAAUCGCAUGUCGUUCUUAUUCUCUCGUUCCCAUGGUCAUUGAGCAUUCCUCCCGAGGCGAGAGAGCCUACGACAUUUUCUCUCGUCUUCUCAAAGAGAGAAUCGUUUGCAUCAACGGACCAAUCAACGAUGACGCCGCCCACGUUGUCGUCGCUCAGCUCCUCUUCUUAGAGUCUGAAAACCCUUCGAAGCCCAUUCACAUGUAUCUUAAUUCCCCCGGUGGACAAGUCACUGCAGGCCUUGCAAUUUAUGAUACCAUGCAAUACAUUCGAUCUCCAGUCAGUACCAUUUGUUUGGGCCAAGCUGCAUCGAUGGGUUCCUUGCUUUUGGCUGCAGGUGCCAAGGGAGAGAGGCGGGCACUCCCAAAUGCAACUGUUAUGAUUCAUCAGCCAUCUGGAGGGUACAGUGGGCAGGCAAAGGAUAUGACAAUUCACACAAAGCAGAUUGUUCGGGUAUGGGAUUCGCUGAAUGCUUUGUAUUCAAAGCACACAGGGCAGUCAGUAGACGUUAUUCAAAAGAAUAUGGAUAGAGAUUACUUUAUGACCCCAGAAGAGGCAAAGGAAUUUGGUAUAAUUGAUGAAGUUAUUGAUCAAAGACCAAUGUCCUUGGUGACUGAUGCUGUUGGGAAUGAAGGCAAAGACAGGAAAGAAAAAGGUUCAAAUUAGGAUUGAGGGUAAGAUAUUUAUGUUUCUAAUUUUGUAAACUUUACUUGAGAUUCUAUGCUUGGUUCCGGGGUUAAUACAAAAUUUUCUUCUUUCUGGAA